GCUGGGGCGGCGGCGGUGGUGCCGCGCUCGUGACACAGUUCACACAGGGCCCCAGCAGCUCUGCCAUCUUCCGCAGCUGCAAGGCGGACCAAGGAGGCGGCCUCCGUGCCUUCGAAGGCUACCAGCAGGAAGCCGGGAGUUCGGUGCUCUUCGAGAACUGCUCGGCAGAAGGUUACGGUGGCGGUGCAUUCGUGCGCGAUAACUUCACGCAGGGCCCCGACAGCUCUGCCAUCUUCCGCAGCUGCUUGACAGAAUCCGAUGGCCCUGUGUUCCUGCCACCGUCACCAGUGUAUCUCACGGGUGGUGACUGCAUGGACGGUAG
Molecule: messenger RNA, 322 nt
Organism: Symbiodinium sp. CCMP2456
Lineage: Eukaryota; Dinophyceae; Suessiales; Symbiodiniaceae
Source: the annotation of a GenBank genome assembly